UUCAGGAACAAUAACAGCGGGGGGAGCCCGGGUCCCGGGAGCCGCCCCCGCCCCCCGGCCCGGCCGCGCGGCUCGCGGCCCCCGCCGGCUCCCCACCUCCGCGCCCGCCCCGCGGGCUGACCGGCCGACCGGGGCCCGCCCCCGGCGCCCACCAUGUACGCCUUUGUGCGGUUCCUGGAGGACAACGUCUGCUACGCGCUGCCCGUGUCGUGCGUGCGCGACUUCAGCCCUCGCUCGCGGCUGGAUUUUGACAACCAGAAGGUGUACGCCGUGUACCGGGGCCCGGAAGAACUGGGCGCCGGGCCCGAGAGCCCCCCGCGCGCCCCCCGCGACUGGGGCGCGCUGCUGCUCCACAAGGCCCAGAUCUUGGCGCUGGCAGAAGACAAAUCUGACCUUGAAAACAGUGUGAUGCAGAAGAAAAUAAAAAUCCCCAAACUUUCUCUCAAUCAUGUAGAAGAAGAUGGGGAAGUUAAAGAUUACGGGGAAGAAGAUUUACAGCUUAGACACAUCAAGAGACCCGAGGGGCGGAAGCCGAGUGAAGCGGCGCACAAGAGCAUCGAGGCAGUGGUGGCCCGGCUGGAGAAGCAGAACGGCCUGAGCCUGGGCCACAGCACAUGUCCGGAAGAGGUCUUCGUGGAGGCCUCACCGGGCCCAGAGGACAUGGACAGUCUGGAGGACGCCGGUGUGCCCCGGGCUCUGUAUGAGGAGCUGCUGCGCAACUACCAGCAGCAGCAGGACGAGAUGCGCCACCUCCAGCAGGAGCUGGAGCGGACUCGCAGGCAGCUGGUUCAGCAGGCUAAGAAGCUCAAGGAGUACGGGGCGCUGGUGUCCGAGAUGAAGGAGCUCCGCGACCUCAACCGGAGGCUGCAGGACGUGCUGCUCCUGAGGCUGGGCAGCGGUCCCGCCAUUGACUUGGAAAAAGUAAAGUCAGAAUGUCUCGAGCCCGAGCCGGAGUUACGGAGCACUUUCAGUGAGGAAGCAAAUACGUCGUCCUAUUACCCCGCUCCUGCACCUGUCAUGGACAAGUAUAUCCUAGACAAUGGCAAGGUCCAUCUGGGAAGCGGGAUUUGGGUUGAUGAGGAGAAAUGGCACCAGCUACAAGUAACCCAAGGAGAUUCCAAGUACACAAAGAACUUGGCAGUCAUGAUUUGGGGAACAGAUGUUCUGAAGAACAGAAGCGUCACAGGAGUUGCCACAAAAAAAAAGAAAGAUGCAGUCCCUAAGCCACCCCUCUCGCCUCACAAACUAAGCAUCGUCAGAGGUCCUGGCACACAGUGGGAGCUCAGUCGCCGAGGGCUGAACAAGUGCCACACUGAGACCUGCAAGCUGACCCCCUGACUGACUCUUCACACUGUUUCUUGCGAACUACUUUCCUUCCAUGUCGCAGUGUCUUCAGCUGAACACUAACCUCUUAAGACAGUUAAGAGGGCUGCUUGGAUUGUAGCUUGGAAUAGUUAUGUUUGAGGUGUGAGAAGAAGUUUCCGUUCUUUGUUGACAAGUGAGCUGCCCCCAUGGAGCCGACAUGACCUCGUGAUGGUCACAUCAUUGAAGCUCACAAUUGUUCAGUGCUUUGCAGCUUCCAGGCCCCCUCCUCUCUGCUCCCAGUGCAGGGUGAUGGGGAGUAGAAAUUGGAACCAGGUAUCGAAAGCCUGGGGUUGAGCCCCAACUCUGCUUUGCUUUAACUUUGAGCUCACCCUGGUUCUCUUACGUUUAUUUUUGUUUCCCCAGGCCCAGCGCAGUGCCAGUACCAGGUAGAUGCUUGGUGUGUCCAUGUGUAAAGGCAGGAUUCACAGUCCUUGCCCUGGCUGCCCAGUGGACCUGUAGACAUUUGUAUGUUCUUUGGACCCCAUUCAGAUGAUGUCAUUUGCAGCUAAUCUGGUCCCCAGUACUAAGGAACAUUCUAGAAGAAAAUACGUCAGCUGUGUGGCUUGGGGCUAUUACAGGCUCACUGUCUUCAGGCCCAUAGGCCAGGCCCUCCAAGUUUCCCUCACUGAUCCACUCCUCCAUUUUCUAAGCCCUUUUUAACCUUCUCUACUCUUCCAGAACAUGGUAGUCCACAGCUCUCUCUUUUUCAAAAGAUGACCAUGUCUCUUCCUUCACAGAGAAAAGAAAAAGAAAUCCCACAGCUCUGCACCACCCUAUCUACAAACUUCACUGGAUCCCCCAGUUCUUCUGCCUCAUGUUUCCUUCUCUUAUUUGGGACUGGCCGUUCUCUCCAACUGGAUCACAGCCCACCUGCCUUCCUAAGUACCUUGUCUCUCCCGCUCAACUGGGUCCUUCCCGGCACCAUUUAAAUAUACUUUGAUCACUCAUUUCUUACAGAAGCAAACAAAACACUCCCUAGACGUCACUUCCAUCACCCAGCUGCCGCCAUGUCUCUCCGUUCCUUUUCACAUCCAGGUUUCCUGAAAGAGUUGUCUGCAUUCACUGCCCGUGUGCACUGGCAACGCCCCUGCCAUCUGGCAUCGGCUCCCAGCCCUCUGCUUAACUCUGUCCUUGCCAGGCUUCCCCGUGGCUCCGCCUCUACCUCUUCCCCGGGCCGUUUGACCUGAUCUCUCCUCCUUUACUGAGAAACCCUCCUGCAUGCUGAGGUCUCCUCCUGCCUGUGGCUUCGCAUCCCCCCUGUGGGCUCCCCUCCCGCUGCCCUCGCCUCUGUCUCCAGCCCGCUUCUCUCUCACUGUGCAACGCUGCCCUCCGCUGCUCUCACUCCCGCCGUCCCCAUUGCCCUCGGCGUGCUCAUGGCCCUGGGUUGAAAUCCACACUCCUGGUGUCCUGGCUGCUGCCUGGCGAUCUGGCCUCUGGUGACUCCCCCGGCCUCAUCUCACACCACACUUCCCGUUUCCACUGUGCUCUAACCACUGAGGCCUCCUCCCGGCCCCCUCCUGUCCCCACUGCCAGCAGUGCCCUUCCUCUGGUCUGCACAUCCUGCCUGCUUGUCAUUCAGAGAGGCCGUCCCCGACCGCCCGGGCUGAUGAAGCGGCCCUUCCAUUGCUCUCUGCCGCAUCACCCUCCCUAAAGUCCCUGUGGAGCGCUUCUUCUUUGCUUGUUUAUUGGCUUGAUGGUUGUCUUUUUCCCCGCCUCCAUUAGAACAUCAGAUUUAUGAGCAUCUUGCUCAGGGCCAGCAUAUAGUCAGCGUUCAAUAAAUAUUUGUUGAAUCAGUGACUGAUUCCCAAAUCUAUGUUUGACCUCAGUUCACACUUCCACGUUCCCGACCCAUACAUCCAGGUGCCCACUGGUCACCUCCUCCUGGAUGUCCACGUGACACUGGCGCAUCUGCACCGCUCACUGCUUUCUCCUCUUCCUUCUCCCCAAAGCCUUCUGCCCCUCUGUGUUCCCUGUCUUGAUAAAUGACACCACCUGCCAGGGACCCAGAGAGGCCUCAUUCCUGACUCUUCCAUGUGCCUGCUCUCCAUCUGUUCUGCCCCAAAUACCUUUUAAACCGUCCACUUCUCUCCAUACCCAUCGCGCCUCACGUAGUCCAGGCCACAUCAGCUCUCGCCUGCCUUACUCCAGCAGCUGCCAGACUCCUCUCUCCAUUGGUAACCAGAGUGAUCUUUCAGAAACCCAGUAUGAUCCUGUUACCCCCACCCCGUCACAGCCAGUCCCUGGUGCCCAUUAUUGAAGGGUAAGCUGCUUAACGUGUCGGAAAAGCGCCUUCAUAAUCUGGCCCCUGGCUCUAGCUCCAGCUUACUUUUCAGCAACAUUCCCCUUGUUCACUAAGUUCUUACCAUAAUGAACUGCUGUAUUCCAACAAGCCUUGUCCCCUCUCACAUUAGGGAAUUUGUAAAUGCUACUCCUGGCACCUGGAACAUAGAUCAGACCGCCCACCCGACACGCGUGCUGCUCUGCCUGUCUAGCUGCUACUCAACACCCAGGUGUGCUUAGGAGAACCAUCCUUCAGGAAGCCUUCCCUGACCUCUCACGGUGGGGGGAUCUUUCUGUUGUGUGUCCCAGAGCACCCCGUGCCUACCUCUGUUCUCUUCUUUCUGUAUCUUUGCCUCACAGGUGCCGGGUCAAGCAACCCUUUAGAGCCCAUAACUACUUGUCAUGCUGGUGAGUGAGAAGGAAAUCGACUUGCCCAAGGUCAUACAGCGGGUUAGAUCAGAGCUGGGCUGAACUGGGCUCUCAGGCUUCCCAUCGUCUCCAGGGCUUUCUUGUCUUACCAAAAUACAGUGUUGAUUUGUUUUUUCUUUACUAGGCAGGCAGGUUUGAAGCCUGUCUCCCAUCGCACCAUACACUCCCCAUUUUUAGGCUAAUUAUUUGAGCUCGUCCAGACUGCGUUUGACUGGUUCUUCCCAUGCAAGCUGUCUGCUGGAUUGAGAUUGUAUUUAUUUUGUAUGAUUUUACCACAUUUAUUCGCAUUUGCCAUAUCAAAAUGACAAAAGCCUUGGUGCUCACAGGGUUGGUGAGGAUUUUCUCCUCUCUGUGGUUUUAAAGUCACUCCUUACCGUGUAGCAGAGGGAUGUGGUGAACGCUGACACUGCUUUAGAAAGACGAAAGCAGGAGGGCUGGAGGAGAGUCUCGCUUUAAUGACAAGCUCCAGAAUGGCAGUUAAACCUUAUUAAGGUCAAAUGACCUUUUUUGUUUGUUUGUUUGUUUUUUUUGCGGUACGCGGGCCUCUCACCGCUGCGGCGUCCCCCGCCGCGGAGCACAGGCUCUGGACGCGCAGGCCCAGCGGCAAUGGCUGACGGGCCCAGCUGCUCCGCGGCAUGUGGGAUCCUCCCGGACCGGGGCACGAACCCACGUCCCCUGCGUCGGCAGGCGGACUCCCAACCACUGCACCACCCGGGAAGCCUUUUUUUUUUUUUUUUUUUUUUUUUUUUUUUUUUUGUGGUAGGCGGGCCUCUCACUGUUGUGGCCUCACCCGUUGCGGAGCACAGGCUCCGGACGCGCAGGCCCAGUGGCCAUGGC
Messenger RNA from Orcinus orca (killer whale), 4911 nucleotides. RefSeq names its product BEN domain containing 5 (gene BEND5). Gene Ontology annotation, molecular function: DNA binding. The record is from RefSeq and is a predicted model, not a curated record. NCBI's taxonomy places the organism in Eukaryota, Metazoa, Chordata, Mammalia, Artiodactyla, Delphinidae. The transcript is spliced from 6 exons. The coding region runs from base 154 to 1338 and encodes 394 amino acids. Gene Ontology annotation, biological process: negative regulation of DNA-templated transcription.